AUAUGUCCCUUUUGUAUGCUUAAGCUUAAAGCUUUAAACUGAAGAACGUAGAAAGGUUAAAACUAACAGAAAUGGGUCAUUUUUAAAUGAGCAUCGAUUUAAAUGGAACCUAGGAAGUAAAUCAAGUGUUAUUUAUGGUUUGAUUUUGUACGUCCACACAUGUAUACAUACUGUAUAGUUUUAGUGGCCUCCCCCCCAGAACAUUCCCAACCUAAGGUUUAUUCAGACCACAAGAGGUGCUAAGGUCUCUCCUAGAACAUCCUACCAUUGCCUUGACAAUAAUAAGAGGCAACCCAAGAUUUUAUCCUCCAAUUGACAGCAAUCUGGGCUGGGUUUUAGUAAAGGAAUAGCAGCCUUUACUAGUUGCUGUUGUUGAUGACAGUAGUGCCAUUUGGCCUUCAGUCGCUUACAGGAUAUUGAACUAAAGGUAUUUCAGUUCUGUUAGAAGAUUACAUUAAUUGUCCAGCAGGCUUAUUGUUGCUAAACAAUUUAAAGUCAAUGUGUGUAUAUAUCAAUACACACUUGAAGCAAGGGGUUAAUAGGCCCAAAUGUAGUUAUUUCCCUUACAAAAAGCUGUAUUCAUAAAAAAGAGUUUAUUCUCUUGGAAAUUUUGUAACAAAUGAGACAUUGUUUUCAUUGUUGUAAAUGUUACUUAUUACAGUUCUUUUCAGAGUAAGCAGAGAUAGUGCCAGGCACAACUGAUUUGAAUACAAAUCAAAUACAAGCAAACUACUACUGAUAUAAAUGUGAUGGGUGUUGACAGGCUGUUUAGAUAUGAUUUGUAAUCCUGCUUGUUGUCAGGGAUACAUACCCUACCCCAGGCUUUGCCUGUGGUACUCUAGAUUAAUGUCCAUAACAUCCAAACUGUAGGUUAAUGUAAUCUACCGGUAUCUGUCAGUAAGAUAAAAAAUAAACUAAUGAAGUACAUAUAGAAUGAAGGGAUACAGUAGCAUAUAUAGUAUUGUUAUAUUGUAAAAUGUUUUGUUUGAACAGUUGAGCUGUAAACUGAUUAAUUCUGUUGUUUAUGACUUUGUCUCAGCCAACCCAAGACAAGCUCAUGAACCAUAAGGUUUGCAAUCAGUAACAAAUAAAUUAAAAAGAUGUAAUAAACAGUAAUAAAGCAAGUCAAGGUGUUCCUUGCCUUGAAAGCAUUUCAGCUGCAUGUUGCUAGACACUGCCAUUAGCCGAACAUACAGGAAAUAUACCAACCACAAAACUCAACGACAUGGGAACAAGCAGCACACUCUGUGUCAAGAUUACGCAGCAUGUAAUCGUGACACGCAAGGUUCUGCUUCCUGUUUCUGUUUAAAAUUGCUUGCAUAGUACCAGAGUUAUGUUCUCUUCCAUGUUGUGAGGGAGGUUGGUUCAGAGGAACGAGCACACACCCUAGCUUCACAUCCCCUCCCUGUCCUCCCCCCGCCUGUCCAGUAAGAUGGCAGCUGUCGAACCCCUGACAGUGCUCUCGCGCUGGUACCUCUACGCCAUCCAUGGCUACUUCUGCGAAGUGAUGUUCACGGCUGCCUGGGAAUUUGUAGUUAACUUCAACUGGAAGUUCCCGGGCGUCACCAGUGUCUGGGCCCUCUUCAUCUACGGCACGUCCAUCCUGAUCAUAGAGCGCAUGUACCUGCAGCUCAAGGACCGCUGCCACAUCCUGAUUCGCUGUCUCAUCUAUACACUCUGGACCUACACCUGGGAGUUCCUCACAGGCUUUAUCCUGCUCCAGUUCAAUGCCUGCCCAUGGGACUACACCGAAUUUGACUAUGACUUCAUGGGCCUGAUCACCCUGGAGUACUGCCUGCCCUGGUUCUGUGCUUCCUUCAUCGUCGAGCAGCUCGUCAUCAGAAACACCCUCAGGCUUCGCUUUGACGAGAAGACCGAUCCUGCUGCUGCCGUGGAAACCACUGGAACGGCCAAUGGGUACAUAAAGAAUGACUGAAGCUUUCCCUGUGUGGGAAAAAUGGUCAAUUCAAGUCACCAUUAUAUACAGAGAGCUGAUCUUACAUUAAUUAGACAAUCCAUUUCUGUUUAAAAACAUCCUUGGGGAUGUGGAAUGAAAUUAAAUCGGGUGGUGAUAUCAGAGAGUGACAUAAUCAUAAUUAUAGCCUGUCAGUCAGCUAACAUGAGAAUUAACUUAGCGGUAAAAUAGUGAAGAGGAAUUAAACCAUACUGAUCAUGUAGCUUGAAUUGUUAUGUAAAGUGUGCAUUUUUUAAAUAAAUGCACAUUUGGAAACAGUAUUCCCAAGAAGGGAUAUACGAGGGAACAAUUUUGUCAGCCCCAUGACUACAAUAAGUUUUAAAACAAUACAAAUUGAAUGUUUUAACUUAUUAUCAGGUUAAAAUCUCUUAUUUAUAUAAUGAUAGGAAUAGAAAUCAAGAAUAUUACCAUUUUAACGUUAAUGAAAUUCAUGGAUGAUCUUAAUUAAAUGUAGUGGCACAUUUUAAUAUUUUAAUGCAUGAAAAAUGAAAGAUGCAGUGUUAUCACCCCCUACUCAAAUAUAUAUGUUAUUAGAUUAUUUGAACUACUUUUAUGUAGUUUAUGUACUUUUAUAUAUAUAUAUAUAUAUAAGGAAUUAUUAGUACCCCCACACUAAAAAACAUAUAUUGAUUGAAGAAAUAUUUAAGAAAUAUAUACUGUACUAAACUGUAGUCAAAUAAUACAUACAUGCACCAUCCAUCAGUAAUAGAUUUAUUAUAAUAUGGAAAUGUCAAGACAAAUACAGAAAUGUUUAAUUAAAUAUAAAUAUAGAUUGAAAUACCGUAUAUUUCUAUAUAAAUAGAAAUAUAUUAUUAAAUAGAAGUAAAAAACACUGUCUUACUGAUGAAAUAUCCUACAGUUCCCACACCAAAAAUAUCUAUCCCGGAAUCAUAAACGGAUUAAUCCACUUUAUUAUGUAACACACAUUAGUGUUCUUCAAGCCUAUCCCUUAAGCAGUCCAGGUUUUUGUUUCAAUCAGUACUAACUAUUUGUGUAAGUAUGCAUUGUUUUCCAGCGCACUUAAGACAGCACUUACAGAAAGAUUAAAUAGUGUGUAGCUAGAGUGAUUGCUCUAGUCUACCUGCAUCACCAGACUGCAAUACAAAUUCAAAAACACAACUGGUUGAAACUAAAACCUAGAAUGUUUGAGGUACUUGAGGACUAGGGUUGAAAACUCAUGACCCUACAGUGUGCAACACCCUACAGAACUGGAUGCUGUAUGACAUUUUGUGAUAUUUACUGUUGGCAUCUCAAGAUGUAACUUAUUCACCAUGUAUUGUGUGUGUGUGUGUGUGUGUGUGUGUGUUUGUGUGUGUGUGCAUGCGUGUGUGUGCGUGCGUGUGCGGCUGUGUGUGCGUGCGUGUGCAUGUGUGUGUGCGUGCGCGUGCAUGAGUGUGUGUGUGCCUGUGCGUGCGUGCGUGCGUGCGUGUGUGUGUGUGUGUGCGUGCGUGCGUGCGUGUGUGUGUGUGUGCCUGUGCGUGCGUGUGUGUGUGUGUGCGUGCGUGUUACAGUUGGAAAGAGGUUUCAUGAUCUGCAAACUUGAUUUAACUAAACAAAACGGGCUUCCUUAACAAAACUUUCCCGACAAAGGUUUCCAGACUACGACCUAAUAUAUACUGUGAAGUUCCUAAUAAUACCUCUGGCUACUAAACCAAUAGUACAGGCACCUUGGAGAUGUUGAAACCAGGUCUGUGUCAUUUCAUUUCUUUAAUUUAAUUUAAAGAUUAACUCCCGUAUAAAUGACUCACUUUUGGAAAAAUACGCAGCCUUCUAUUAAAAUGUUCUCAAAGUUUCAAAGUCAUUUAAUUUAUAUGUUUAACAUGUGAAACUCUAUGGUGGUAAAUCCCAGUUAACCUUGUUAACAGCUGGUCCUAUGCCAUAUAGUGCAAUUUACGGAAACCCAAUAGCUAAGGGGCAGUGAAAAUAUCUGCUCCCCCUGACCCCCCCCUCCCCUCCUAAAACUUAAGAAAGGUGUAUUAGUUUGACUUCCUAUCUUGUUAAUUUAAAUUCACCAGCACAUUAUUUUAUUCAAACACAUAUUUUAUUCAAACAAAAGUUCACCUUACAGGGUAAUAUAGCAAUAUUGUCUUUUAUUGUGAAUAAGUGAAUGAAAUGUUUUAAAAUGCAUGACUGGGGUUAGAGGAUGGUAUAAGGGGGACAUGUCACAGUGUUGAGGCUUAUACAACAGUUAGUUAUUGCAUUCAUAAACAGGCUUUGAGUUUUUAUUUGGAAUUUUACAGUACAGUAUUACACAUGACAUAAAUUGAACAAUUAAAAAAGAAAGAAUGAUUAUGGUUAUUAUUACAUUUAUGUAUAAACGUCUGCUUUACAGUGGUGACCUGGUUUCUCAGCCUCUAUUAUCAUAUUGUCACUCAUAUGAAAGUGUCAAGAUGUAGCCUAAUUAUUUGUUGUGUGAGUGCUGGUUGGUAUGAAAAGACAAAUUGGCAUUAACAUGUUAUUACUGUGUAUGAAGAUGUUGUAUUUCAGCUAGGAAUACUUUGGAAAUGAUUGCAGACAUUCAAGAACAAUCUUGGUUAUUCUAAACAUGUGAAUGGAUUUUAAAUAUGCAAUUACAGCAUGUACAGCAAAUUCAUAGAUGUAAUGUCAUUGAAACUCCACUGCAAUGUUUUUGGUUUGGCUUUUCUUUUAAUUGAUCGAGGAAGUUGAUUUAUUAAAUUUCAUUUUAAGAUUUAAGUGCUGCACUUCUACAGUUUGAUGAUGCUACUGGGUUUAUGAGCUUUUAGGUGCAAUAAUAAUAAUAAUAAUAAUAAUAAUAAUAAUAAUAAUAAUAAUAAUAAUAAUAAUAAUAAUAAUAAUUUAAAAAAGCCCAACCAAAGACAUCAUUGGUCACUAGGCUGAAAACUAAUAAAGGACCAUGCAUGAGAAAUUAAAAACUUUAUAGAAAAUUUACUGUAUAACAUGCACUGUUAGUUAAUGAGGAUCUUGAGGCUGUAAUACUCCAAGGAAUAUAUUUGUAAAAUAUUUGAUUAGGACUGUUUUAAAUACAGAUCUUUAAGGAACAAUAUGAGGUAGAAAGAGUAACCAUUUCAAUUUUUGUUCAAUUUAGAGAACCCCCAUCUAUCCCCAGAAAUACUGCGCUGAAGGUACUGUACUUGUCAUUACUGGCCAGUCACUCCUGCUGCUAAACAAAGCCACUCUAAAGUGCAUUGGAUCUACAGUUCUGUAAGAGGGGCUACGUGGCGUAUUAGGAGUGCAUGCGUCUAGGUAUUACUUUAUUACAUGUAGUAGAGUUUUAUUUAUGUGGGGGGGAAGGGAAUAAUUAACCUUAGCCACCUAAAAAAAAAACUGAUAUUGUUCCAUUAAAGAGGCAGCAUGCAUGACCCUGAGAAUGUUUACAGGUCUCUAUCAAUUUAAUUGUGUCAUUUAUCUUUUUUUUCUUUUUUUUUUGCUGGUUACCAGAUCUAUAGAACUAGAUUUUUGUCCCUAGAGGUGUGCAAAUAUAUGGAUAUAGUGGCUAACAUCCCUGUUGUUACAAACAUCCCUGUUGUUUCUAAGGGUGGAAUUCACAACCUUUUUGAUGAAGGAAAAUACUUCAGUCAUGUUUUUGCAAGUAUGAAUACACUGGAGCAAAUAAAACACUGGAGUGAUUUCAAUGUCCAGUUCAAAUGAAUUGGCCCUUAAGUGCACAUUGUACCAUUUUUUGUGAAAGAAAUAUUGUUAAUGUUUUUUUUUUCAUUUGAAGUAGUAAUAGUUUUAGUUUUUUAGGUGAAUGAUUUUUGUGUGUGUGUGUGUGUGUGUGUGUGUGUGCAUGCAAUGUUCCACAGUUGUCUAAUGCAAUAUGGAGUGUACAGGGAAUGUAUAUUUUCUUUUCAGUCAGGAUUUUGUUUAAUGUUUGCACAUGUAGGACACUGUAAAUAGGUAACUGAUAUGCUAUGGUAGUUGAAUGUACGUAUUUAUAUGCUAUGGUUUUGUAGAAAUACUCAGCUCAGUUUCAGGUUUCACAGUGCUGACCUUUUCCACCUUUAGCAUGAAUGUCAAAAUGAAACCUCUGCUUUAUUGUACUUUAGUUUUUUGACAAUAGUUUUAUUUUCUUUCACAAAAAAAGCUAAUUGCAGUAUGCCUUGAUAGAGCUGCCACUGCGCUCUCUUUUAUGUGUUACUGAUAAUUUUUAAUUAGCCUUUUUACUGAGGGUUUAAAAAAAAAAAAAAGUUAUUUCUUUAUGGGUGGGCCCCUUACCGUAGCUCCCUUUGUCUUUACACUGAGAAUGCCAUUGUUUCAUCAAUGUGUUCAAUGUCUUAUAUGCACUUUCUGCACAUCUCUAGUUUGCCAGGUUUCUGUAAUAAAAAAAGGCAGGUUCACUAAUUGAGCACUUUGGUUGUUCCAAUAUCCCAGAAAUACAGGCCUGUCAACCUUAAAUAAUCAAUUUGGGGGAAGCUUACUUACAAAAUAGCAAAAGUCGUGGUGGGUAAGUUGGAGGGAGGAGGUGUCUGCAGCAUUCUCCCACAGAAAAUGUUAAACAUAACAAAUCUGCUCUUACAAAUCCACAAAGUAAAUGGGGUGAAAAAAUAAAAGGCGAGUCCCCCCUCAAAUUGAAAGAAGAUUGAGAGGCUUGGAGCUUGGGCAUUACUUUCAGGUUUGCCGCCCGGGAAUCUGAUUUUUAUAAGACAGUAAAAGCAAUAAACAGGUUUGCAGCAAAAAAAAAAAAAAAAUGAAUAAAAAAUGGAUUUGAUUUUUGAAAUAAUCCAUCACAUUGUUGCUUCCUCAACCUUUGAACCUCAUUAAAUGCAUUCAGAAUAAAAUACCUAUUGUGCAAUUUAAACAUUAAUCCUUAAGGAUCCUGUCUGUCGGUGUUCAUCUUAUAGAUUCCUUGAACACCUGCAUUAUUACAGUACAGGUACAAGCAGCAGACAUUUUCCCAAUAGAAUGUCAUAUUGAAUAUUUACAAGC
Acipenser ruthenus (sterlet) is the source of this 6883-nucleotide messenger RNA. RefSeq names its product transmembrane protein 229B-like. The transcript has 2 exons. Bases 1433 to 1936 code for a protein of 167 amino acids. The record is from RefSeq and is a predicted model, not a curated record. NCBI's taxonomy places the organism in Eukaryota, Metazoa, Chordata, Actinopteri, Acipenseriformes, Acipenseridae.